AAACAGAAAACUGUCAUCCAUUGUCGAGUUUAACGAUCGAGAGGCAUUACAUGUCAGCUGGUGUAAGGAGGAUUGAUGUCCAUGAAGGAAGGAUAAGGGGGACACUGUUCCUACCCCCUGGUGAGGGUCGCUUUCAAGGUGUCAUUGACUUGAUUGGUUCUCACGGUGGACUUGUGGAAUUCAAAGCUGCUCAACUGGCUUCAAAUGGCUUUGCAGCCCUUGCAUUGGCAUACAUUUUGCAUAGUGACCUCCCUAAUCAAUUAGAAGAUGUCGAGCUUGAAUACUUUAUAGAAGCUGUUGAUUGGUUGAAAAAUCACCCGUCAAUCAUCCCAGGAGGGGUGGGGGUAAUGGGGAUAUCUAAGGGAGCUGAAUGCUCCUUACUUCUUGCGUCACACUGUCAAGAUGUAAAGGCAGUAGUCUCCAUUAAUGGGUUUUAUGCGCUGUCAAUACGGCCCAUGAACUACAAAAAGAAACCAAUACCAUUCUUCCCAGCUGAUGAAUCAAGCUUCGGAAGAUUGGACAAAGGUGCUCAGACAUGGAGACACAAAUGGGUUGAUGACUGGACUGGAAGUGUUGAAGGAAACCCGAAAGCCAUUCCUGUGGAGAAAGCCAGUGCAUCAUUUCUCAUUAUUUAUGGCACAGAUGACCAUGCGUACAACACUGAAUUAUCUGCAGCUUAUAUGUACAACAGAUUAAAGGCAUUUGGUAAGGAGGCACAGUGUUCUAUUCUUGGUUACCAUGGUGCUGGUCACAUAAUUGAACCUCCGUAUAGUCCACAUUCCAGUAUGAGUUAUCAAAAGGCCGGCAAUCUUUACUUUUCUUGGGGUGGAGAAGCCAAACCACACGCUUGUGCUCAAGAGGAUGAAGGAUGAAGAAGGGGGUGUCUACAGCUCUUCCGGACCUUUAGGACAAAUAAUCGACGGGGUAACUGAUAGAUCAGUUAUCCCUUAGUCAGAAAUAUUAGAAUGGAAAUUUACAGGUUGUAUCGGUUGUAUAAUUUUCACGCCAGGUUCACGCGUCUACACGGGUAGUCCAACAACAUAAAAACUGUGAUGUAGAUAAAUCGAUUUACAUGUAAAUAUGAUUAUUGAUUGUUUGCUUAWUUAGGUUGAGAUUAAAAGUUUCCUUGCU
Messenger RNA from Exaiptasia diaphana, 1131 nucleotides. RefSeq names its product bile acid-CoA:amino acid N-acyltransferase. The record is from RefSeq and is a predicted model, not a curated record. NCBI's taxonomy places the organism in Eukaryota, Metazoa, Cnidaria, Anthozoa, Actiniaria, Aiptasiidae. Gene Ontology annotation, biological process: acyl-CoA metabolic process; fatty acid metabolic process. Gene Ontology annotation, molecular function: fatty acyl-CoA hydrolase activity.